Phragmites australis (common reed) is the source of this 1002-nucleotide messenger RNA. RefSeq names its product ras-related protein RABC1-like. The record is from RefSeq and is a predicted model, not a curated record. Gene Ontology annotation, molecular function: GTPase activity; GTP binding. NCBI's taxonomy places the organism in Eukaryota, Viridiplantae, Streptophyta, Magnoliopsida, Poales, Poaceae. The transcript has 6 exons. The coding region runs from base 150 to 791 and encodes 213 amino acids.
GUUCCCUUUCCCUUUUGGCAUCUCUUCACUUCUCGUGCCCGCAACCCAAGGAAAGCCAAAGCAAAGCAAACCCUAGAUCUCGUCUCGCCAUCCCGGAGCUGCGAUCCGAUCCGAUCCGACCCCGCGCAAGCGCUAGAGGGGGGAGCGUCAUGGAUUCGUCAUCGUCGUCGUCGUCAAGCCAGCCCGAGUUCGACUACCUCUUCAAGCUUCUGCUCAUCGGCGACUCGGGCGUCGGCAAGAGCAGCCUUCUCCUCCGCUUCACCGCAGACUCCUUCGAGGACCUCUCCCCCACCAUAGGUGUUGACUUCAAGGUAAAGAUGGUUAACAUUGCUGGCAAAAAACUCAAGCUCGCCAUCUGGGAUACAGCUGGACAGGAGAGAUUUAGGACCUUGACCAGCUCAUACUACAGAGGAGCACAGGGGAUCAUCAUGGUUUAUGACGUCACUCGACGAGAAACGUUUACCAAUCUUUCUGAUAUAUGGGCAAAGGAAAUUGACCUCUACUCAACCAACCAAGAUUGUAUAAAGAUGCUUGUUGGAAACAAAGUAGACAAGGAAAGCGAGAGAGCUGUCACAAAAAAGGAGGGAAUCGAAUUUGCCAGGGAAUACGGAUGUUUAUUUCUAGAAUGCAGCGCAAAAACAAAAGUAAAUGUAGAACAGUGCUUUGAGGAGCUUGUCCUAAAGAUAUUAGACACGCCAAGCCUCCUUGCCGAUGCUUCGUCAGGGGCCAAGAAAAAUAUCUUCAAGCAGAAGCCGCCGGAAGCUGACGCUGCUGCAAGCAGCUGCUGUUAACAUGUUUGUCACGCUAAUCCGGGCUCUCUCAUGGAUGAUUAUAUCUUUAUUGCAUAAAGUGAUAAGCUUGUUGUCAAUUUAUUUGCUUUUGGUCCUGUAUAUUGCCAUGUUGAAAUUUACCGCCUUUAUAUCAUGCGUACACAUAACAGCCUCAGCAGCUAUAUAAUGUUUUAAGGUAACGUUACUUGACAAUACGAAUGCCUGUUUCUCA